GGAUUGCUCAUUGCUCUAGUUUCAUCUUUCUUUCACGAUGGACGGGAACAGACUAAUUCGUUCAACUACCAAUGAAUGUCGACUGUACAUCGGCAAUCUACCAAAGGACGUUCGAGAGAAAGAUUUAGAGGAUGUAUUUUAUAAAUUCGGAAGAAUUGCUGCUGUAGACAUCCACAACAGAUACAAUCCAGCUUUCGCUUUUGUGGAAUUUGAGGACCCAAGGGAUGCUAAGGAUGCAGUUCAUGAACGAGAUGGAUAUGAUUUGGAUGGCUACAGAAUAAGAGUAGAAUUUCCAAGAGGAAACUCAGGCAGAGAUGAAUCAUAUGGAAGAGGAUACGGCCAAAGUAGGGGUCGUGGUAGAGGCAUGGGGCCACCAAGAAGAUCAGAUUAUAGGGUUCUGAUAUCUGGAUUACCACCAACUGGAAGCUGGCAGGACUUAAAGGACCACAUGAGGGAAGCUGGAGAUGUUUUAUACACUGAUGUUUUCAAAGAUGGUACAGGUGUUGUUGAAUUUGCAAGAUACGAUGAUAUGAAAUGGGCAAUAAGGAACCUUGAUGACACAAAGUUCAGAUCACAUGAGGGUGAAACGUCUUUCGUUCGUGUGAAGGCAGACAAACCUGGACGAUCCAGAAGCUUCUCACCGGAUCGAAUCUAUGGAGACCGCUCUGCUUCAAGGUCUCCUCGUCGAUCAAGAAGCCGUAGUCGCGGUCGUCGUCGCAGGUCAGGGGGUAGGUACCGCUCAAGAUCUCGCAGUCCGAAGCGGAGUAGGUCUGGAAGAUCCAAGUCCCGAUCCCCAAGAAGAUCGCAUUCUAGGUCACCAAGGCGUUCUAAGUCCAGAUCUCCAAGACGAUCAAGAUCAAGAAGCAGAAAGUCUCAUUCACGUUCUCGUUCACGCUCAGAUAGAGGCUCUUAUGGCAGGUCACCAAGAAGAUCAAAGUCACGUGACAAAUCGCGUUCAGCCUCUCGAUCAAAGUCAAGGUCGAGCUCAAACGACAGGAAGGACUGAACUGCCAAACAAAUAGUACAUACAGUGCAGUAGAGUGUUAAUGGUUCUUCCAACUUAAAUCUAGUUCUGCUUAUUCUUUUUACCGUAAAAGAUUUAUUAUGUAAUUUACUUCUUUGUUUUUCAUUGAUUUGUAUCUUUUAAAAUGUGA
This is a messenger RNA of Rhopilema esculentum, 1154 nucleotides long. Its product is annotated as serine/arginine-rich splicing factor 1. Gene Ontology annotation, cellular component: nucleus; cytoplasm. The record is from RefSeq and is a predicted model, not a curated record. Gene Ontology annotation, molecular function: mRNA binding. NCBI's taxonomy places the organism in Eukaryota, Metazoa, Cnidaria, Scyphozoa, Rhizostomeae, Rhizostomatidae.